CUUACCAUUAUGGAGUACAUUGAUUUUGCUCCAAGCUAGCUUCAUGGAAAGCAUAGCCCCCAAUGGUUUAGCUGCGAACCCGUGGAGACUAUGCACAAUAAAGCAAGUAGAAGAGCUCAAAGCAUUCGUAAAGAUCUUAUCAUUAUGGAGUACAUGGACCCUGCUCCAAACUAGCUCCAUGGAUGGACAAGCCCCUAAUGGCUCAGUUGUAAAGCCAUGGACACUUUACACAAUUGAGCAAGUAGAAGAGCUGAAAGCAAUUAUAAAAGUCUUACCAAUAUGGAGCACAGGGAUCUUGCUCCAAGCUAGCUCCAUGAAUGGACAUAGCCCCUGAUGGCUCAGCUGUCAAUGCGUGGAGAUUUUGCACAAUACAGCAAGUGGAAGAGCUCAAAGCACUAACAAAGGUCUUACCAUUAUGAAAUACAAAGAUCUUGCUCCAUGCUAGCUGCAUGAACAGAAAGCUCCCAAUGGCUUAGCCAUCAAUGCGUGGAGAUUUUGCACAUUAGAGCAAGUAGAAGAGCUCAAAGCACUAACAAAGGUACUCUUACCAUUAUGGAGUACAGGGAUAAUGCUAUGGAUAAAUGCAAGCAAACCACGUUCAUGUUGCCCUAGCCCCACGGAUAGGCACAUUGCCCAAAAAUUUGAAAUUUCACCGAUCGAGCAACAUUUGCUACAUUUGGCGUUAUCACAAUGAUAAUUUGAUUAUUUUAUAUGAUCAUUGGUAAUAUGGGGGUUUUUGUUUUUAUAUGAUCGUUUGUAAUUCUUCCACUGGCCUCAAAGAUCAAAGGUGAACCACUGCAGCUUGGUGUUAAACUAUGAAGCAAGAUCGCAUGCGCAGACACAUUUCUCGAAAAUUUGAAAUUCUGCCAGCUUCUUUGCUACCUUUAUAAUGAGCUUCAUCGAUUGCUUUACUUCCUCCUUUGCACUUGGGCUUAUGUGUUUGUGGUGAAAAGUAAAAGAUAUUGCGAACGACUCAAAAGAGAGAAGUAUUAUCUAAUCAAGUGAUUGACUUUAAAGAUGUCUGGGAUUAGGUAAGAAGAAGAAGAAUGGUCCAUGUACAGACUAAAUAUACCCUAAGAAUUUAGUGGCCUUUAAAUCCUUAGUUCAACUCGGGCCAAUAACACUCAUGGAAGAAAAAAAAAAAAUUUGGUUUUUAUGAAUAUUCCCCUUCCUCAAAAAUUUCCUUUGUUCAAGAAAAUUAUUAAAUUGUU
This is a messenger RNA of Rubroshorea leprosula, 1211 nucleotides long. NCBI's taxonomy places the organism in Eukaryota, Viridiplantae, Streptophyta, Magnoliopsida, Malvales, Dipterocarpaceae. The record is from the annotation of a GenBank genome assembly.